Molecule: messenger RNA, 10714 nt
Organism: Cydia pomonella (codling moth)
Lineage: Eukaryota; Metazoa; Arthropoda; Insecta; Lepidoptera; Tortricidae
Product: unconventional myosin-IXAa-like
Exons: 35
Coding region: 807-6845 (2012 amino acids)
Biological process (GO): intracellular signal transduction
Cellular component (GO): myosin complex
Molecular function (GO): GTPase activator activity; microfilament motor activity; ATP binding
Source: RefSeq, a predicted model, not a curated record
AUACACGAUUCAAUUCUACCAGACACAAAUAAAAAUGGUGGUUUUGUAGUUUAGAUUGGCCCAAGAAAACAAUUUCUGUAACUUCAAGUAACAUACUAAUGAUAACAGAAGUUUUAUAAAGUGAAAAACGUUUUCAUGUUCAUUAAAAUUGCAGAAGUUCAACGGCUGCGAUUACGUGGUGUGUUAACAAAAGUCGUGUUUGACAAAUAACAGGUUGUUGGAGACACCGAUUUCGCUGCACUUUUAAAUGGUGUUAUUUUUAUCUGUAAUGAGAUUAUUUUAUUUGCAUUAACGUGUGCUUACCGGUGGCUAAUUCGAUCGUUGAAGCGUUUACCCAGGAGUAAUACUGAAGAAAGAAGAAGAGACUUCCAAGAGACCAUUCCAAUUAAUCAGCAUGUGACCCAAAUCUAAGAUUUCUCUUCUUUGUGUUCUACGGGUCCGAGCAUUUUACAAAUAGAGAGGCACCAGGAUAUCACACAAGGCGUAGCACCGCCGUAAGAGACCAGUAUUUGUCGGGAUAUGACAUUUUAUGGACCUGUCACGGUUGAGUUCAGCUCUCUGGGGGUCAGGUGCAUGAGACCCGCUUUUCAGCAAUAUUGUCUAAAUACAACAUAAAUGCACGCUCGGACUUUACUGCAGUCAGUCUUUUUGCGAUUAUAAGUACUCAUACCAGAAAUAAAUAUCUUGUGUUGUUUAAAUGCCCAUUCUCAUGUUUGUGUGUGCUCAACAAGUGUACAGUGGUAGUGCAACAUGAGGAUCAAGGAUUCAUCGCUGACAUCAAGCUGCCAGCAUUAGGAUGCCACAGGAUGGCUCACACAGAAAAUCACAGAUACAUUGUGCAGGUGUUUGUGGGUGCACUCUCAGCACAAUAUGAGGCUCUGUCAGUGGAAGCGUCCAAACAGACCAGCUCGGAUGAGAUAGUUUGUUGUAUUGCUGACAAACUAAACUUAAACAAUGGCUCUGGAGGACCAUAUGAACUGGCAGAGGUGGUGGGGGACGUGGUCAGCGGCGAGUGCAAGGAGCGCCGGCUCGGGCCCAACGAGUCGCCCGUGGCCGUCAUGCUACUGUGGCCCAACAGCACCUCCGGACAGUACUAUAGGUUCUACCUGCGUGAGAAAAUACCAGACGAACCGUGGAUGGAGAACUUUUCGGUCGACCCGCAGCUAAUAAAAGACUACUUCCAGAGGUUUCUAUAUCAGCCGAAAGACCGCGAAUAUCCAGACCUAUGCCAGCUACCGGAAUUAAAUGAACAGACACUAUUAGAUAACUUGAGAGCGAGAUUUGCGGCCGGAUACAUUUACACAUACGUUGGUUCUAUAUUAAUAGCUCUCAAUCCUUUCAAAUUCUAUCCUAUCUACAACCCGAAGUAUGUGAAGCUAUAUCAGAAUAAGAGGAUAGGGUCCAGUCUUCCGCCGCACAUUUUCGCGGUCGCCGACGCAGCUUACCAUCAUAUGGUCCGCGAGAGAAACAACCAGUGUAUAGUGAUUAGUGGAGAAAGUGGUUCCGGGAAAACAGAGAGUACGAAUUUCUUGCUACAUCAUUUGACGGCGCUCAGUCAGAAGGGUUCACACGGCAGCGGCGUCGAGCAAACGAUAUUAAGCGCGGGGCCGGUGUUAGAGGCGUUCGGCAACGCAAAAACUGCCCACAACAACAACUCCAGUCGUUUCGGGAAGUUCAUCCAAGUAAAUUAUAAGGAGAAUGGCAUGGUUCAUGGAGCCGUUGUGCAAAAGUAUCUGCUGGAGAAGUCUAGGAUAUGCAGUCAGGGGCGCAACGAGCGGAAUUAUCAUGUGUUUUACUACUUGUUGGCGGGUGCAUCGGAGCAGGAGAGGGAGCAACUGCAUUUGCUCAGUGUGGACAAGUAUCACUACCUGUCGCGCACGGGCUGCAGCGUGGUGCCGGGUGUGGACGAGCAGUACGAGUUCUCGCGCCUCAAGCAGUCCAUGGAGAUGGUUGGCUUCACCAUGGACAAACAGAGAAGACUCUUCGCUGUCCUGUCUGCGGUUCUGCUUCUAGGCAAUGUCGAGUUCCAACCUCAGCGCAAAUCAUAUCACCACGACGAGGCGGUGGGCGUGCGCAACCCCGAGGUGGUGUCGCUGAUCUCGUCGCUGCUGCGCGUCAAGCAGGAGACGUUACUGGCUGCCCUCACGUCCAAGCGCGCGCGCGCCUCGGGCGAGACGCUUGUCAUCAACUAUAGAAUGGGAGAAGCUAUAGCGACUCGCGAUGCAAUGGCCAAAUGCCUGUACGGCGCGCUGUUCGACUGGAUCGUCAUGCAGGUCAACCACGCGCUGCUUUCCAAGAAGGAUACGCUGCGGGAGCACCAGGGGCACAGUAUCGGCGUCCUAGACAUAUUCGGUUUCGAAGACUUCGGUCCCAGCAACAGCUUCGAGCAGCUUUGUAUCAACUACGCCAACGAGCACCUGCAGUACUACUUCAACCAGCACGUGUUCAAAUACGAACAGGAGGAGUACAGGCGGGAGGGCAUCCGGUGGACGGAUAUCGGCUUCUCAGACAACACGGGCUGCCUGCAGCUCAUCGAGGGCAAGCCGGGCGGCCUGCUGUGCGUGCUGGACGACCAGUGCAAUUUCCCGUGGGCGACAAACGACACGCUGCUACAAAAGUUCAACUCCGUGCACGAAGACAAUCCCUUCUAUGAGAAGCCGCAGCGGCGGGAACCGGCAUUCGUAGUGCGGCACUACGCCGGCAGGGUUAAAUACCAGGCGACAGCAAUGCGCGAGAAGAAUUUAGAUCUGAUGCGGCAGGACAUCGUGAGCGUGUUGAAGAACUCGUCGCUUGCGUUCGUUCGCGAGCUGGUCGGCGUGGACCCCGUUGCUGUGUUCCGAUGGGCCAUAGUUCGAGCUUUCUUCAGAGGGUACUUCGCGUUCCUGGAGGCGGGGCGGCGGCACCGCGGGCUGCGCGCGGACGGCGCCCGGGGCCCGCGCGCCGCGCCCGCCGCGCACGACGUCGCGCUCGGCCAACUGGCGACAGUGUCGUCAAUCAAUCUCGCAAUCAACCGCAUUGCAACGCCGCGCACGCCCGCCGUCACGCGCGCCGAGCCGCCUCCGAGACUCGGGGGGAAAGGGACAAAAAAUUACAGACUCGCCGAGACCCGCACGCGCCGCCUCGAGCGCGAGCGGGACGAGCGCACGUUUGACGACACCGACGUCAUGCAGCGCGCCAGCCAGAUCGUUAUGAAAUACAAGUCGUUCAGGCCGCGCGAGCGCGCCAAGAAGGGGCUCAAGAACCUGCAGUCCGUCAAGACCGUCGCAGGGAGGACCGCGGCGCUAGCGGGCAAGAGGAAGCAGCCGCUCACCGUGGCCGCGCAGUUCCAGCACUCGCUCGCCGCGCUCAUGGAGACGCUCAACCAGGCCAACCCCUUUUUCAUCAGAUGUAUAAAGUCCAACAGCGACAAAGUCCCAAACGUGUUCGACGAGGAAACCGUCCAACGUCAGCUGCGAUACACGGGCAUGCUGGAGACGGUCCGGAUCCGGCAGGCCGGAUACAACGUCCGGCUGACCUAUGAAGAAUUCAUACAGCUGUACCGGAUACUGCUGCCGAAGGGGCUGCUUAGCUCGCAGAUUGAUGUUAGGCACUUUCUGGCCAAGUUGAACUUGGAUAGAGAUAAUUAUCAGCUCGGUGCGACCAAGAUCUUCAUGCGCGAGAGCGAGCAGACGAAGCUGGAGUACAAGCUGCACCAGCAGAUCAUGGCGUCCAUUAUCACCAUCCAGCGCUGGUUCCGCGCCGUGCUGGAGCGCCACCGCUUCCUCGCGCUGCGCCGCGCCAGCCUGCUCAUCCAGGGCGCCUGCAGACAAUGGCUCCAGGCGCGGCACGAGGCCGCCACGAAGCUGCAGGCGUUCUUCCGCGGCAGCCGCGUGCGGCGCUGGUACGUGCGGCUGCGGGCCUCCGUGGUGGCCUUCCAGGCCGCGGCGCGCGGCUGCCUGCUGCGCCGCCGCCUGCCCGAGCGGCGCCGCCUGCCCGCGCCCGCGGCUGAGCAUGACCGAAAAGCGCCAAUCGUGUCGGAGACCGACGGCUUCAGCAAACGGCAAAGCAUCGACCAAAUUAGGAAUAUUAUUGAUUUACAAUUGAACAGGCUAAUACAAGAAGAGGCGGAGAGAAAAGAAACGAGAGAAAAACUAAGAGUGACGCAAUCUCUGCCCAUUCCGAGUGUGGAGAAAAAGCGCGAGAUCCUAAUCACAGACGCGACUACCACGCAAGUGACUUAUGGCAAGCGAAGAGUCUCCAAAACGCAGAAUAUUAUAGAGCAGCCGUUAAAACAAAGUAACUCAAGCGUAAACCAGUCGGAGGCGAACGAAUCGUCCCCAGAUGAGAGCUGGAGUGUGACCACGAACAAGUAUCCGCAGGGGGUCAUCCCUCCCAACAAGAUUACUCCCGAAGACCUGGCCAAUGAGCUCCUCUGGCUUAGGAUAGACCAAAAUUAUCUCAUGGCUGAAAAGAAUAAGAUUCGAGAAAGAGAAUUAGCAGAAUCGAUAGCAAGCAGUAGCGAAGAGUACCUGAGGCACGCCGGCGACUGGAGCCCCGCGGAUAGCUCCGACGCCAACAGGAGCGGCUCCAGAAGGGGUUCGCCCGCGGUGUACCAGCGCAGCCUGUCGAGCACGACGCUGGAGCCGCCGGCGCCGGCCCCGGCGCGCGCGCUGCUCAGCCUGCCGCCCGUGCGCCGCGAGCCCCGCGACCCGGCGCGCGCCCGCCCGCCGCCACAGAUUCAUGCGUGCUCCAGCCUCCAGCGCUCGGCGGAGGCGCCGGACGGGCCGCCCGCCGUGCCCGCGCGCGCCGCCCGCCGCUCGCCGCGCCGCGCGCCCGACCAGCCCGACGCCGACCACGGCGACCACCACGACAUCAAGCGGGCGGCGUCAGAGAUGAUGGGGCCGCUGCUGGAGGCGCCCCCGCUCCGCGGCGAGGUGCGGCGCCGCAACUCCGACCCCGAGCCGCGCCCCGCCGACCCGCGCUCCACCGACUACAUCGGCCAGACCACCAACGGCCUCUUCCGGAUCGCGGGCCAUAGGUUUCGGAAAGGCACCCGGUUCGCGAAAGGCGACAAAUGCGUGUACUGCCACCAGGCGAUCGACGCGUUCGUGACGCAGGGCCAGCGAUGCAUCGACUGCAAGCAGCUGUACCACACCAAGUGCAUCCAGAACAAGGGCGUCAUCACCAUGCCCUGCUCCAGCCCCGUCGCCGCGCCCGCCCGGGGCCGGCACAAAUACAGGAAACCGCACAUGGGCGCUGACCACAAGAGCUCGUCGAGCACGAACUUCAACCUCACCGGCACGUCCGAGUUCAUGGACCGCACCGACAAGAUCAUCUCCGACGCCAACGAGCUGCACGCCAUGCAGAACUUCAUCACCAAGAAGAUCUUCCAGAUGGAGUCCAGCGAGAAUGACAAGCAAUCUGAGGUGGACAGGGUAUUCAAGCACGCGCUACGCGAGUUCAAGGACAACCUGGUAGCAACGUACAGCGUGGUGGAGACGCGCGGCUCGGCGCUCAAGUACAAGGACCUGAUCGGCAACUUCCUGCACGUGAUGGAGACGGUGUGCGCGCGCGAGGGCUCCACGCUGUCCAUCACCAUGGGCGUCAACGCCUUCCGCGGGUUCAUGGACGAGUUCAUGAGCCAGCACGACGUCGACAAGGGGAGGACUAAGCGGAAAAAGGAUAAGAAGAGAAAAGUGGACGAUCCAAUACAGUACAAAGGGCACACGUUCAUUCUGUCAAUGAUAAACAUUCCUACGGAGUGCGAGAUCUGUAAGACAUUCUUCAUGUGGCCCAUCGAGCGGUCGCUCAUCUGCCAGACGUGUAAGCUUGCAUCACACAAGAAAUGCUACAUGAAGGUGCUGCAGUGCCGCAAGGAGGCGGGCGCGGCGUCGGCCGCCAUCGUGGGCGCCGUGGACGCGGGCGGCCGCGAGCAGCUCGGCGUCUGCCAGCGGGGAAAGGUGUUCGGUGUCCCUCUAAGCGAGCUCCCGACGGGCGACAGCAACAUCCCGAUAGUGGUGGACCGCCUCAUCACCACCAUCGAGAUGACCGGCCUCUACACCGAGGGACUCUACAGGAAAAGCGGACUCAGUUCCAAGGUGCGCGAGCUGCGGCGGCUGCUGGACGAGCGGCCCGAGGAGGGCGUGGAGCGGCUGGACCUGUACGCCGUGCACGUGCGCGCCUCCGUGCUCAAGGGCUUCUUCCGAGACCUGCCCGAGCCGCUGCUCACCUUCGACCUGUACGACGACUUCAUCAUCGCCGCCGACAUCUCCGACCCCGCGGAACGAGUAUCCAGUAUAUUUACGAUUCUAAGAAAGCUACCCAAGCCCAAUUUCGACCUGGUGGAGAGGCUAAUAUUCCACUUGGCGAGGGUAGCUUUAGGGGAAGAAAAUAACAGGAUGGGCCCGAACGCGCUGGCGAUCGUGUUCGCGCCGUGCAUCCUGCGCACGCACAAGGUGCAGCCCGCGCAGGACUCGCUGCACGACAUCGCGCGCCAGACCGCCUGCCUCGAGGCCAUCCUGUCCGACAAGAUCCGCACCGUCCGCGGCAUGCUGCAAGACAUCGCGACGCUGGACACGGCGUGCCACACGGCCACGGACCGGCUGUCCUCGCUGCGCAGCGCGCAGCCCGACGAGCGCCGCGAGGAGCGCCUGCUCGUCGGACACAUCUGCGAGAUUCAGAAAGAGAAGGCAAUACUUACGUCGAACCUGCCUACGCUUAUCAGGGCGACGUCGGACGACGACCUGCUGUCCGCCACGGAGCAGGACGGCGAGUUCGGCAGCACGGACGACCUCAGCGGGCUGUCGGCGCGCUCGCAGCGCCUGCUGCACCGCCAGCUGUCCUCCGACGACCCCAUCAUGGUGUAGCGCGCCGGGCCCGCCCCACUCGGCGCGCUCGCAGCGCCUGCUGCACCGCCAGCUGUCCUCCGACGACCCCAUCAUGGUGUAGCGCGCCGGGCCCGCCCCACUCGGCGCGCUCGCAGCGCCUGCUGCACCGCCAGCUGUCCUCCGACGACCCCAUCAUGGUGUAGCGCGCCGGGCCCGCCCCACUCGGCGCGCUCGCAGCGCCUGCUGCACCGCCAGCUGUCCUCCGACGACCCCAUCAUGGUGUAGCGCGCCGGGCCCGCCCCACUCGGCGCGCUCGCAGCGCCUGCUGCACCGCCAGCUGUCCUCCGACGACCCCAUCAUGGUGUAGCGCGCCGGGCCCGCCCCACUCGGCGCCGGGGGCCUCUCGCCGAGAAGCGCUUUUAUGACUAAUUAAUAAUUACCUGUUGCUACACCAAGAGACGGGGCGGCCAGGUUACUAUAUUUAGAAAACUAUGAAGAACGGCGGGACAUUGACCUCUCUAUUGUAUUCAGGAUGUACUUCUUAAUGUCCGAAGACCUUAAUGUCGUUACAUUGCAAUUACAAAAAAAAAACUGUUCAUACUAUUGGUUAUUAUUCCAUAAACUGGAGUGACUUUACAGAAGACCGGAGUACUUAAAUAGGAACGAAUUAAAUCUGCUUUAGGAAAAGUUUUUGAAUCAAUCGAUUUGAAUGAGCAGAAGUUUAUUGGUAAAUAUUUACUUAUACAGGUGCUGCUGCAAAAAAAAAUUUGGGCUAAUAUUAAUUGUCAUAGUCACUCCAAUUUAUGGUACACGACUGUUCAAAUUUGUGUCAAGCUCGAUAUAAGGAUAACCCUAAAAAAAGGAUCAGUCAGGAACUUGACAGUUUUCAAGCUACCCGUCAUUAGAAACUUGUUUUUAGGGGCUUUAUGGUGCGAAAAGCAAUCUAUUGUUUAGUUGUAGGGGUUGACGCCCAAAAGUGUACUAUUUAAAAUGAAGCCUAUUAGGAGGUUGUGUACAAAACUCAUCCGACCAGUUGCAUCGAUAUUCUUGCCGUGGUACCUUACGCUAUGGUAAGGAGAUGUGUUAGUCAUUAGUGUUGAUGUUUACUCGUACGGUGAAAUGUGAUCAUUGUGUCUUUAUUACGUUAAUGUUAAAAGGGCGUUCAGGUCCCGACGGACGCGCCAUUUUCGGUUCCUCGGUUUGUUAGUAUAUUGACAUCAGAAUGUCUUCAUGUUUGGUACUGUUAUUCCUACAAGACGUUGAUGUUUUUCUCGUUAUUGAAGUUACUAUAUUCUUGCCAGUAGUCUAGCCACGAGCAGUCACCGCCGAAGGCAAACUAGACGAGUACUUAAAUAGUUAUAGUGAUCUCAUACAAUGAUUUAAAAGUGUAUGGUAAGACUUUAACAUUCCGUUAUGCGUUGACCACACGCGAAACAUUCCAAAUUUCACAUAUUAGAGAUUUGAGGCGAAAUGUGUCCACAUAACUGAAAGUGGAAGAAAACGAAUUAAUAGUUUGUCUCCGGCCAGCAGCGAACUGAGCUCUGCAGUGAACGUUCUUGAGUGAUUCCUUGUUUUUUAGUUUGAAACUCAUUCAGAAUUUUAUUAUAGCGUCAGACCAAGAUAACUCUGUAGCGUACUUUUUAUAGCACAGACGUGCAAGUGUUAUUUAAACGUCAUAAUUUCAUAGAAGUUUGUUGUUUAUAGUAACACUUUCACAUUUAUGCUAUAAAUAUUGCUGCAGUUAUCUUGGUCUGACUCUACAUGCCUUGAGGGUUUUGUUUAUCAAAAUCAUUACCAGAUUUGAAGAACAAAACGCAGUAAAACAACAAAUACAUAUAAUAAAACUUAAAAAACUAUUUAUAAAACGCUGAGUUCAGUCGCGUUGUCGACUGCGCUCGUGUCGCUGCGACUGCAGUAGAAAGAGCUUACUCGGGACGGCGCGCACGUCCUCCCGCGCGUGUACAAAUGAUAAUUAUGAAAAGUAUUUUUCAUACAAACUUUAUCUUUGCACCAACAUUAUAUUUUAAGAUAUGUUUUCUGUCUGUACAGUCAGCGUCAAAUACUUUGUAGCAGUCAAAGUGGCCAAAUAGUUCGGUACACCAUACUAAAUAUAUGGUGUACCGAACUAUUUGGCUACUUUGGUUGCUAUAAAGUAUUUGACGCUGACUGUACAUAUGUAAACGUUAACCAAAUUAGCAAUUUGGAUUUAUAGUUCGAUACGAGUAUGUUAAAUUGAGAUUUUUCAUUAUUUAGGUGAUAGUAUGUCGAUUGUGAUUUAAAUUCCGUAAUAGAAGAAACAACUAUUUUUAUCAAUUGUAAUCAGUCAUUAUAUUUUUUUACUCUAGAACUUGUUUUAACUGUUCUGUUUUCAUUUUUAAAAUGAUCAUGCUUAAUUUCCGCCAUGACAUACGCAGUCAGGUUGCCAUAUACGACUACACAAACAGAUUACAAUAACUAGUAAAUGUACCUACUUCGCUUUAUACUUUUAAUUUCGCUUCGUUAUCUAAAGACUGUCUAUUAAUAAGCUAUUGAAUUUAUUAUUAAGUCACAAAUAUUUUACCUGCUUUUUCUAAUAUUACUUAGUCAACUAUUAUACAACGAAUAUCUGAGAAAUUUAUCAUUUAAUUAUAUUUAUAUAUUCAUGUUGUACCUUUGACCAAGACGAGGUAUGUCGCUCAAUUAUAUUCAGGAUGGCGCUUUCUAUUAAGUUUAAUUUGGAUCCGUAAUACAACGUUUAUUAUGCCAUAAUAUCCGUGUAGAAUCUCAAAAGGGCGAUGACUUAUUUAAGUUAUUUGUAAAUUAGUAGAAAUUAAUUAUUCAGACGCUUGUUAAGUUAACAAUCAAGUGCAAAGCAUUGGGGUCCUGCGUUGCCAGGGCGACGCCGUCAAAUUGCAUAUAUAUUCUGUGCCUUUUAUAUUUUGUGAGAAUUGCAAUUAUUGGCGUGUUUUAUUGUUGGUGCUCGCUGUGGUCGAUACUCCCAGUAAAAUUCUAUUUUAUCGCUACCCUGUUAAAUGCAUAUUACGUUUAAUUCGUAUUUUGUAGAAUUAUCCAAUUUUCAAACUACCUUGAGCAAUGGGAACAUACUCUACUCAUAGGUCUUUUUAACAUAAGUUAUGAGUUUUGUAUAGAAUUAUAACUGUAUAAUUAAAAACUAUGGACACUUUAGAAGUGUAUGUAAAUUAAGUUUCUUUUAGCAUUUUUUAAUUAUGUAAAUAUUUUUAUUAGUUUUAAAACGAUUUUAGCAAAGUACCACAUUUUAUCUAAGAAACUGCUAAAACUCUUUAUUACGUAAACAAUUUAAUUUCUAAAAGUGCCUAUCAAUUUUAUUGUUUCAUAUGUAUAUGCCCUUCAGGUGCCUAUAUAAAAAAAUAGCAAAAUGAAAAUGUUAUCAGUAUGUAGUCAUUAACAGAUGUAUUGAAAAGGCCUGCUCGGGGCGUUACGUCGUCGUUGACCCUGUUGCUAUAAUGUUACGUAUGGCCUGUCGAUGUCUACUACGAACUUAUCAAGUACCUAUCAUGUCUAAUGUAAAUUUAAAACGCGCUUUGGCCAAUUCUAUUGUGACUAUCGCUUGCGGCAAAUAGCAUUCUUUAUAUUUAAACAAAUAUUUGACAUGAUAUUACUUUGAUAUUUUACCAAUUACUAAAUAUUAUGAUCUAGAGACGUUUGUUUAGUAUGAUUAGUGUGCUAAGGACCAAUACUAUGCCGUUCAAGUUUUGUUAGAUCAUAUUUCUGUAUGCUAUUUGACUGUGAACAUCCUAUGUAAUUGUUAAUCUUGUAAUAUACUAAUAACAUGUAUAUUGUUCAAUUUAUUGUUAGGGAUCCUAUAAUGUGUCAAUAUAUGGAAAUGUAACCAAAAUGUUAUACUGUAUACAAACUAUGAAAAAAAUAAAAAUUGCUGUGGAAUCAAA